Messenger RNA from Bufo bufo (common toad), 2032 nucleotides. It is a transcript of the gene CHM, whose product is annotated as CHM Rab escort protein. The record is from RefSeq and is a predicted model, not a curated record. Bases 33 to 1898 code for a protein of 621 amino acids. Gene Ontology annotation, biological process: small GTPase-mediated signal transduction; vesicle-mediated transport; protein geranylgeranylation. NCBI's taxonomy places the organism in Eukaryota, Metazoa, Chordata, Amphibia, Anura, Bufonidae. Gene Ontology annotation, molecular function: GDP-dissociation inhibitor activity. The transcript is spliced from 15 exons. Gene Ontology annotation, cellular component: nucleus; cytosol; Rab-protein geranylgeranyltransferase complex.
GCUCGGUCACAUGAUCACUUCGCCUCGGCAAGAUGGCUGAAGACCUGCCUGCUGAGCUGGAUGUGGUGAUCCUGGGAACAGGUCUGCAGGAAUCCAUCAUCGCCGCCGCCUGUUCCCGGAUUGGACAGCGCGUCCUCCAUCUUGACUCGAGGAGUUACUAUGGGGGUAACUGGGCCAGUUUCACAUUUUCGGGUUUGCAGACGUGGAUUUCAGACUCUCAGACACAAGACGUUGCUGCGGAGGAAGACGUAAUUAAGAAGGAAGACGUACUGGAAAAUGAAAAGGUUCUGCUCCUGAACCAGCGGGACCCGACCAUCACCAACAUCGAGGUUUACACCUGUUCCAGAACAGAAGACUCGGGGGACGUGGAGGAAGUUGGGGCGCUUCCAGUAAAUCCAGAGCUCUUAACCACUGAGCCCCAGGACACCUCCUUCCAGAUCACCGCCGAGCAGCCGCCAUCAGAGGACGCCGCCCCCGCUGACCAUGAGGAGUCUGUGGAAAGUGCGACCACGACUGGUGACGUCACUGAGACAGAGCCUCCCCCUGCUGCCACCGACCACCACGCCGAGCCCCAGAGACGUGUCACAUAUUCUGAUAUAGUCAGAGAAGGAAGAAGAUUCAAUAUCGAUCUGGUCUCUAAGUUCCUGUAUUCCCGUGGACUGUUAAUUGAUUUACUAAUAAAAUCCAACGUCAGCCGCUACACAGAAUUUAAGAACGUCACCAGAAUUCUCACCUAUCAUGACGGCAAGAUUGAUCAGGUUCCGUGUUCUCGCGCUGACGUAUUCUCCAGCAAACAGUUAUCCAUGAUCGAGAAGAGAACGCUGAUGAAAUUCCUGACCUUCUGUGCAGAUUAUGAGCAACAUCCGGAAGAAUACCAAGAUCACAAGGAUCGCACGUUCUCAGAGUUUCUCCAGUCCAAGCGCUUAUCUCCCAGUCUGCAGCACUUCGUCCUGUGCUCCAUCGCCAUGGUGUCAAGAUCCACCAACACCAUGGACGGGCUGAAGGCGACACAACACUUCCUGCGCUGUCUCGGACGCUACGGCAAUACCCCUUUCUUGUUUCACAUGUACGGCCUGGGAGAGAUCCCUCAGUGUUUCUGCAGGAUGAGCGCGGUGUUCGGGGGGAUCUACUGCCUGCAUCACUCCCUGCGGGGGCUCCUGCUGGACGCACAGACCUCAGAGUGUGUGGCGGUUAUUGACAGCAGGGGUAAGCGGAUCCGCUGCCGCCAUGUGGUUAUAGAGGAGAGUUACCUGCCGGAGAGCGCCUGCGCAGACCUCUGUUACAGACAGAUCUCCAGAGCGAUUCUUAUCACAGACCGUUCAGUCUUGAGAUCAGAUACAGACCAGGAGAUUUCCGUCCUUACGGUUCCCCCGGAUGAUGAGGGUCGGACCGCCGUGCACCUGACCGAGCUCUGCUCCUCCACAAACACGUGCAUAAAACAUACAUAUCUCGUCCACCUCACGUGUCCAUCCUCCAAGACAACGGCGCGAGAAGACCUGGAGCCGGUCGUGAAGAAGCUGUUCACACUCGACUCAGAGGAAGGUCUGGGCUCGGAUCAGGAGAAGCCUCAGGCCAUGUGGGUUCUGUACUUUAACAUGAGAGACUCAUCUGGAGUAGAGCGUCAGUCGUAUACCGGCCUCCCCGCCAAUGUGUAUGUGUGCAGUGGACCGGACAGCUGCUUCGGGUACGAUGGCGCCGUUCAGCAGGCGGAGAACAUAUUUCGUCAGAUGUUACCCUCGGAGGAGUUCUGUCCUCCAGCUCCUAACCCUGAGGACAUAAUAUAUGACGGGGAACCUGCGCCGCCCGACCCCGAGGAGCCCAACCCACAAGUCGACCUGAAGGCGGAUGCGUCACCUGAAAAUGUACCCGAUGCUGCAGAGGAGCCACAGGCGGAGUGAUUCCACACGUGCCUAGCCCCACCCCCUCCACAGCGCCAUCCACAGGGGCUUGUGUAAUGGCGGUGAUGAGUCCCCCCCCUUGUCUGCUGCUGCAUCUUAAGUUAUCUUAUGUCAAUAAAUGUAACGAUUGUCAA